Penicillium bovifimosum is the source of this 399-nucleotide messenger RNA. RefSeq lists its product as uncharacterized. The coding region runs from base 1 to 399 and encodes 132 amino acids. NCBI's taxonomy places the organism in Eukaryota, Fungi, Ascomycota, Eurotiomycetes, Eurotiales, Aspergillaceae. The transcript has a single exon. The record is from RefSeq and is a predicted model, not a curated record.
AUGGCUUCUCCCGCGAUUGACCCGUCUCCUGGCGGCCCGGCGCAGGAACCCGUUCGCUUGAGAGACAAGUAUAAGCAGGCCGCGCGAUCUAUCAUCCUAGCACUCCAGACUUGGUCUAAGCCUGCCUAUGCACACACCGAUCUCGCGCAAUUUCGAGUCUCCGUUCAGGGGUUCGAUCCUGAAGAUCCAAAAUCGACCGAUUCCGAACCUUGUCUCUUCCUACCUCUCAGCCAGGAGCAGCUUAACGAAUACAAGCUCAAUAAAAAGGUGCUUACCAAGGACGGGGAUCGAUAUCUCCACAGAUUUGGGGAAACUCUUAAUGAUUUCCCGCAAGUCUACCCUUUCCCGGCCCGUACAUCCUCAAUGCUGUCCACACGGACGAAUAUAUACAGCAUAUGA